Nerophis lumbriciformis (worm pipefish) is the source of this 4061-nucleotide messenger RNA. RefSeq names its product microprocessor complex subunit DGCR8-like. Gene Ontology annotation, molecular function: double-stranded RNA binding; primary miRNA binding; heme binding. Gene Ontology annotation, cellular component: microprocessor complex. The record is from RefSeq and is a predicted model, not a curated record. Gene Ontology annotation, biological process: primary miRNA processing. NCBI's taxonomy places the organism in Eukaryota, Metazoa, Chordata, Actinopteri, Syngnathiformes, Syngnathidae.
GAGAGGCGGAGCCUGUGUCGAGGCUUCGCGGUUGUCUGGUCUCGCACUGUUUCAAGAUGGCGGCACCGCAAACGAGGCAGGGACGCGGUGUGAGUUUUAUAUAAUGCAGAUAGAAACGGUGCACCGCAUUCAACAAGACGCCUCUUGUGUUAUAUGUAUUGCUGCCAGAGGACUCCACAGGAGGACGUCGCCUAGGUUUUCACAUUAGACUGAAUGCAUUGUGAUUUCCAAUAAUUGAGACAGUGAUUCUGAAAGCUGUCUACAUUAAUGAAAAGAACAAUGUAGUCAGCUUAGCCUGUCCAUCUCUGAUACAAGCCCUAUUCUGGAAUGUGCUUCUGCAUGCAUUCUGGUUGUGUCGUCAGGGUAUAGUGUGAGCUAAUUUAUACGAUUUUUGAAAAGGUUUGAAUUCCACAUAAGAAAAUGGAGCUAGAUGACGUUCUACCCCCUCUCCCUUUGGAGCCCCCCAAUGAUUUUGGCCAAACUGAGGGCCAAGCACCUCCACCACCUCCCCUGCAAACGUCCAGUGACGCAGAGGUAAUGGACGUUAGCUCUGGUGGUGAUGGAUACAUAUGCACCCCAGGGGAAGGGGACAUCGAACCACCGCAGCCCCUCGACAUUGGCACAGUUGCUUUCUGUAGCCAGCCCUCGAACGAGGUCACUUACAACCCGCCGUGCCCCAAAACGGGCCGCCACGCGCCCCCCGUCAACAAGUUUCUUCCAAACCUCAAGCUGCUUCGAGACGUUAAGAUUCGCGUCAGCUUCACCGAAAGCAGCAGUAGCAAAGACAGGAAGGUUUUAUAUACAGGCGAAGGGCAAGAGCGGCGUGCCGACGACGCUUUAGAAAACCUCAAUGGUGAGUUGGAUUUCUCAAGUGAUCAGGAGGUCGCUGAGGGUAGCUCGGCAAUGGCAUUCGGAGCGAGUAUGGUUGAGGAAGCGCAGGUAGACCAUGAGGACAAAGUAGAGUACGCUGUCCUAGAUGAGUUGGAUGACCUCUAUGAGAAUUUUGUCAAUAAUGAAGAUGGAGAGAAUGGCGGUUUUAAAUCUGAGGUCAUAAUUCAGCAAGAGCAAGCAGAUGAUGAGGCCAUGGCUUUCUCGUAUGAGGAGGAGUUUGACAAUGAUGUCGAUGCCUUGUUGGAGGAGGGAAUGCCAGUCCCAAAAAAGAUGCGUCUGGCAGAAGACAAGAAUGCUGGUGACAGUGAUCACCAGUCAGAUGAAGAAGGUGGUGUUCAGCCCAUGAUGACCAAAAUUAAAACUGUCCUUAAAAGUCGGGGACGUCCACCCACCGAGCCUCUUCCUGAUGGCUGGAUCAUGACAUUCCACAACUCGGGCAUUCCGGUGUACCUGCACAGAGAGACCAGAGUAGUAACUUGGUCCAGGCCCUACUUCCUUGGGACUGGCAGCAUAAGGAAACAUGACCCUCCAACCAGCAGCAUCCCCUGCUUACACUAUAAGAACAUGAAGGAUCGAGAGGAGAAAGAACUGAAUGGUGAGAUGGCUCUUCGAGCUGAAGAAUCUCUUAAAAAGUCAAGCGCGGAGGCAAAUGGUGAAGAACUUGCAGGGGAGCCCGACAACACCGCCGGGGUGCAGGUUGAUACACCUGCACCCUGUCUUGCUGAUGCUGGCUUAGAUUGUGAUGUGACCGCCAACCACACCCAGCCUGCUAAAGAGGCCCUGCCAUGGGACAUUGCCCAAGGAGCCUUAGGACAAGUCAGGGCAAAAGUUGAGGUGUGCAAGGAUGAGUCAAUAGAACUUGAAGACUUUCGCCUGUACCUGGUAAAGUGCUUUGACUUUGAACAAGUGACCGUGAAGAAGUUCCGCACAUGGGCUGAGCGACGACAGUUUAACAGAGACAUGAAGAGGAAACAGGCUGAGUCGGAGAGGCCUAUCCUGCCUGCAAACCAGAAACUCAUCACACUGUCAGUCCAAGAUGCCCCCACUAAGAAAGAAUUUGUCAUCAAUCCCAAUGGGAAGUCUGAAGUUUGCAUCCUGCAUGAAUAUAUGCAGCGUGUCCUAAAAGUUCGUCCUGUUUACAACUUCUUUGAAUGUGAGAACCCAAGUGAACCCUUUGGUGCGUCAGUCAUUAUAGACGGAGUCACUUACGGCACAGGCACUGCAAGUAGUAAAAAACUUGCCAAGAAUAAAGCUGCAAGAGCCACACUGGAAAUUCUUAUCCCGGACUUUGUGAAGCAGACUUCUGAGGAAAAGCCUGCAGAGGCAGAUGAACUAGAGUAUUUUAACCAUAUCAGUAUAGAAGACUCGAGAGUGUACGAGCUGACCAACAAAGCGGGGCUCCUUUCGCCAUAUCAGAUUCUUCAUGAGUGCCUUAAAAGAAAUCAUGGAAUGGGAGAUACCAGCAUUAAAUUUGAGGUGAUUCCGGGGAAGAAUCAGAAGAGUGAAUAUGUGAUGACUUGUGGGAAGCAUACUGUGCGUGGUUGGUGCAAGAACAAGAGGGUUGGUAAACAGUUGGCCUCACAGAAGAUUUUGCAGAUGCUUCAUCCUCAUGUGAAGAACUGGGGCUCACUGCUGCGAAUGUAUGGCCGCGAAAGCAACAAGAUGGUCAAGAAGGAGAGCUCUGACAAAAGUGUGAUUGAGCUGCAGCAGUUUGCCAAAAAGAACAAGCCAAACCUUCAUAUUUUGAACAAACUGCAAGAAGAGAUGAGGAAACUGGCUGCACACCGGGAGGAAACCAGGAAGAAACCCAAGAUGACCAUCAUGGAGUCUGCCCAGCCAGGGAGUGAACCUCUCUGCACUGUUGAUGUUUAGGUCCACACACACACACACACACACACACACACACAUUCAGCACUGUGGCGUAAUCGCCACCUAGGAACAUAUCGUUAUUGCUUUUAGAACCGCUUGCUUCUUUUUCCCCCCAUGUGUAGUUGGAUUGAGUGGUAGACAUCAGGGUAGGACACAAUGCACAAACAGAACAUAGAGCAAAUACCAUCUACCUCUCUAGAUGCAUCUCGCUAUGGUACAGGGAAAACAAAUCCCCCAGGGUGCACUGCAGACAAGGUAGCAUGGCUUACAAAACUACAAUGCAUGCACAUUUGACUGCAAAACACUACCUACCAUGCGUUUGUUUUAAUGUCCGCAUUUCCGUACUCGCACCUGUGUUUCUAUUAGUGGGGUAAGGGACUGGUAUUUGUGCCAUUUCAAUCUGAGAGGAACAUUUUUUGUGUAUUUUAUUGGUUAAUUUCGGUGGGUACAAAUAUGCUGUUUUGUCCUCAGAAUGGUCCGAGUGUCCUGUUCUUAAAUCACUGCUUUGGGCUGAUCUUUUCAAUUCAAGCAGAUUUGUCAUCUUGGCUCGUGUUACAACACAUCCACUUUAAAUUAGCGUACUAAUGCCAUGCAAAUUACCAUUUUGUUGGCUUAGCAUUUUCCGGUGCACUCGCACUAAAAUGAUCUCAUCUACAUGUUGCCUUAGUUGAUCCAUUCAUAAAAAGGACUGGGCCGUAUCGAUUGGACCUAAAACUUGAAACAGAAAGUAAAAGACCAAGUCCCCUCUACAAAAUAAAGCAUUUAAUCGUCUCGCACAUCUAGUUUUGUCUGUCCACAGCAUGUGCAAAGGCGUGUCUUAAUGUUGCGUAUCGUUUUUGUAUGUUAACUUUUCUUGUGAGAGUUGAACCGUGCGUCUGAUCUUAACUACAAUAUUUUGUGCAGAAUGCAACCUUGCAAAAUUAAGCUGGCUGACAUGGACAUCAUGCCGUCAAGUCAUUAAAUCCAGCACAAGCUUAUGAAACAGUAUACCAAAGCCCGAAUUGAGUCAAAUGCAUUUUAUAGACUACCUAAUGUUGCUGCAAACUACCGACAAAACCGUAAAAAAAGGAAAAAUACUUGCUAAAAUGUAACUGCUGUGUAUUAGGUAUUUUGGCUCGUGACGUCAUUCACACACGCUGUUGUGAUUUUAUUUUGAAAAAUGUGUCAGUGUGAGAAUUGUUAUGCUUUUUGACUUGUACCAGUGAUUUGAGAGAUUGUUGCCAAGAAUAUGAAGUAUGUUUUGCAUCAUGAGCUCGAUGACUGGUGAUAUUUAUGCAAAAUAAAAAUGUCUCGACUAGAAA